GAACCGCCCAAGGCACCCCGACUUUUCUUCUCGAGUGGGGCCGUGGCCAGGGGCUCGUCUUGCCUGGCCCGCCCUCGCUGGCAAAGUAUCCUCCCGCGGCUGCCUUGGGCGAGGCAAGCGUUGCUGCAGCCACAGAGCGCCGUGAGGCGGCUCUUUGGCAGAUAGGUGCCCUCCCGCGCGGCUACAAGUGGUAGCUUUGGUUUUGCCUUUCCUGAGAGAAAAAGAGAGGGACGAAGAAAGGACGAAAACUGUCUCUGAGGAAGGCAGCUUCUGAAGGCUCUCAGCCGGCACCCAGCAUGGCGGGGGCUGCCCCGGUAAAAAUGCCUCCCUCCAUCGUCAGCGGGACCCUGAGCCCGAGAGGCAAGAAGAGGCGAGUGCUGGUGGUAAAGGGGCCAAAGGCCCUCCGGGCCCCCGCGCUACAGGAGAAGGAGCUCUUCCCGCCUCCGAGCAAGCAGUCGUUGCCGCUGCCUGAGGGAAAAGAUGGAGACGCGGCGGGGGCGGCCUGUCCCAUGCUCGGUCGUCGGCGUCGGCAAGGACUGCACCGGCCCCGCCACGUUAGGACCAUCUUCGAGCCCCAGCAACAAGUGCAACCUCCCCAGCUGAGGCAGCCGCACCGUUUCCGGCCUGCGGAAGGGGUGAGGACGUGGUGCGACCUCUGUUGCCAUUACAUCUUCUCGGCCAGCCAGCGCUGCGCGGACUGCAAGUACACAUGCCACUCUCGCUGUCAAGACUUAGUACAUCUGGACUGUCAGCAGAAUGGAAAACUGAUGGAAUGCAGGUCUACCUAUGACAUCAAUGAUGGGCAGCUUUAAGACAAGCCUUUACUGCCUUGCGUUUCUUCUCGCUGCCUAAUGCAGUUAGAGAAGGUUGGCUUUCUGAUACCCCUAAUGCCCAAAGGCUUUGUAUCUGCGGUUCUUCUGAUGAAGA
Rhineura floridana is the source of this 927-nucleotide messenger RNA. RefSeq names its product ras association domain-containing protein 5-like. The record is from RefSeq and is a predicted model, not a curated record. Bases 297 to 812 code for a protein of 171 amino acids. The transcript has 3 exons. NCBI's taxonomy places the organism in Eukaryota, Metazoa, Chordata, Lepidosauria, Squamata, Rhineuridae.